Molecule: messenger RNA, 1059 nt
Organism: Hippopotamus amphibius kiboko
Lineage: Eukaryota; Metazoa; Chordata; Mammalia; Artiodactyla; Hippopotamidae
Gene: UTF1
Product: undifferentiated embryonic cell transcription factor 1
Exons: 2
Coding region: 10-1059 (349 amino acids)
Source: RefSeq, a predicted model, not a curated record
GGCCCCGGGAUGCUGCUCCGGCCCCGGCGGCCGCCCCCGCCCGCGCCGCCGUCGCCGCCGCCGCCCGCCAGCCCGGACCCCGAGCCGCGGCUGGCGGGGGGCGCCCCCGGGACCCCGCCCGGCGGGCCCGCGUCCCCCGGCGCGCUGGCGGCGCCCGCGCCCCCCGGCUCGCCCGCGUCCCCCGGCUCGCCCGUGUCCCCGGGCUCGGCGCAGCGCACGCCCUGGAGCGCGCACGAGACGGAGCUGCUGCUGGGCACGCUGCUGCAGCCGGCCGUGUGGCGCGCGCUGCUGCUGGACCGCCGCCAGGCGCUGCCCACCUACCGCCGCGUGUCGGCCGCGCUGGCCCGCCAGCAGGUGCGGCGCACGCCCGCGCAGUGCCGCCGCCGCUACAAGUUCCUCAAGGACAAGGUCCGCGACGCGCACGGCCAGCCGCCCGGGCCCUUCGACGCGCAGAUCCGCCAGCUCAUGGGGCUGCUGGGCGACCACGGGCGCAGACGCGGCGGCCGCCGCCGCUCCCCCGGGCCCGGGCGCCCCCCGCGCGGCCGCCGGCCGGCCCCCCCCGCGCCCGCCGAGCCGGGCGCCGCGCCGCCGCCCGCCGCCCGAGACCCCGACGCGGACCCCGCCUGGACGCUGAGGUUCAGCCCGUCCCCGCCCAAGUCUGCGGACGCGCCCCGCGCCCCCGGCUCCCCGACGGCCCUCUCCGCCUUCGGCCCCGCGCCCGGCCGCCCGGAGGACCCCGAGCCCUUCCGCGCCCCCGGCUCCCCGCCGCCGUCCCCCGGCCCCGCCCGGGAAGACCCCGACUCGCCGGCCGGCCGCCCGGAGGACCACGCGCCCCCGCCGUCCGCGCCGCCGUCGCUCAACGCCGCCCUCCUGCAGACCCUGGGGCACCUGGGCGACAUCGUGUCCGUCCUGGGGCCGCUGCGUGACCAGCUGCUGACCCUGAACCAGCACGUGGAGCAGCUGCGCGGCUCCUUCGACCAGACCGUGUCCCUGGCCGUGGGCUUCAUCCUGGGCAGCGCCGCCGCCGAGCGGGGCGUCCUGACCGACCCGCGCCAGUGA